Messenger RNA from Cavia porcellus (domestic guinea pig), 1461 nucleotides. RefSeq names its product UBX domain protein 8 (gene Ubxn8). Gene Ontology annotation, molecular function: ubiquitin binding. The record is from RefSeq and is a predicted model, not a curated record. Gene Ontology annotation, cellular component: endoplasmic reticulum. The transcript has 8 exons. NCBI's taxonomy places the organism in Eukaryota, Metazoa, Chordata, Mammalia, Rodentia, Caviidae. The coding region runs from base 108 to 935 and encodes 275 amino acids.
UCUUUCCCGCUGAGGCAUGCCCGAAAGGGGCGGGCUCUGUGUCCGAAAGGGGCGGGCCCUGUUCCGGAAGGGGCGGGUCCUGUGUCUGCACGGACGCUGCCUCCACCAUGGCGUCCCGGGUGGUCUUUGGCAUCGGCCUGCUCUCUGCAAUCCCCCUCUUGUGUCUGGAACUCCAGCGUGGGAUCCCAGAGAUAGGAAUUAAAGAUUUCAUUUUGCUGUGUGGCCGGAUAUUCUUACUGCUUGCUCUUCUUACUUUAAUUAUUUCUGCGACUACCUCAUUGCUUAACUCACUCAGAUCUUCCCAAGUUUAUCUGAAAGAAGAUGAAGAAAAAGAGAAAAAUGAAAGAAGACAACUCGUGAGAAAAAAACAACAAGAAGUACAGAAUGAAAAGGCCAGUAGAUACACAGAGGACAUUUUAAAACCUCGUCAGGAAAUGAAGUUAAAAAAGCUGGAAGAGCGCUUUUAUCAAAUGAUGGGUGAAAGCUGGAAAUUAACCAGUGGUCACAGACUUGGGGGUGAUGAAGAUUCAGUGCUUAAAAAUGUGAACCAGACACCUUCGGAAACAAAGAGAGACGCCAAUGAGAGAUGCCGCUUGCCUCGUCCUGUGCCCAGAGUUCUGCCACCCACUGGGCAGCCCCUGCAGGAGGAGGUUUCUGACUUACCCGAAGAACCUUCUGAAACAGCUGAAGAAGUAGUUACUGUUACUCUGCGGUGUCCAAAUGGGAGACUCCUGAGGAGAAGGUUUUUUAAGUCUUGUAGUUCACAGGUUUUAUUUGCCUGGAUGAUGAAAAUUGGUUACCACACAUCCCUACACAGCCUUUUCACUUCUUUUCCCAGAAGACUUCUAGAAGUGGAGGGUAGCUGCUCACUGGCCGACAUAGGAAUUACUGCGGAUACUCUGCUCACUGUGGAAGAGAAAGAAGAGAGCAGCUAGUAAAGAAUGAGGAACUACCUGUUCUGCAUAGAAUCGCUUACACUGUGACCUAACAGUACAGUAACAGAUUCAUGUUAAAAUCAUGCUUGGCAGUAAACAGUAAAAGGAUUCUUCUCUGCAUGUAAAUUUUGGGAUGUGCCGUCUUAUACCAAAUAAGAACAGGAAACAGUGUAUACAAGGAGGCACUCAAUUUAUAUUUCUUUCCAUCUGCCAUCAUUUCUCAGUAUGUUACAAAACAAAGUCAUAGGACUUUGGUUUCUGUCUCUCUGAUCCUUCUUGACCACACAGUAGUUUACAAUUCAUUCAUGCGUUUCAAAAUAAGAAAAAUAGAAAUCUUCAUUCUACAGUAUUUUUAGAAAUUAAAACCUGAAGUUCUUUAAUGCUUUACUGUUCUUUUGAAAGGCACAUACUACUAUUUACUUAACCAAGGUCUGCAAUGUAUGAUUUUAUGUUGUAUUAAUUGCCAUAUUUACAAAGUUCCAAGUGGAAAACUGAAAGCAUUAAAGCAUUGGUGAAUAUUUUAGAA